Molecule: messenger RNA, 279 nt
Organism: Geodia barretti
Lineage: Eukaryota; Metazoa; Porifera; Demospongiae; Tetractinellida; Geodiidae
Source: the annotation of a GenBank genome assembly
AUGGACGAGGACGGCUACAUCUGGUUCGCGGGCCGCGCCGAUGAAAUCAUCAAUAUUGCAGCCCACCGCCUCGGCACAAUCGAGGUCGAGUCCGCGUUCCUCACACAUCCCGCAGUCGCAGAAGCGGGCGUAACAGGACGCCCUGACGAACUGCGCGGCGAGGUCAUAUCAGCCUUCGUAGUGCUGAGGAACGACUACUCUCCCUCCGAUGAACUCAAGGAGAACUGCUUCAGGCGGUGCGCCGCGAGCUUGGCCCCAUCGCCGUCAUCAGCGAGAUAA